Messenger RNA from Clupea harengus (Atlantic herring), 11486 nucleotides. It is a transcript of the gene dchs2, whose product is annotated as dachsous cadherin-related 2. Gene Ontology annotation, cellular component: plasma membrane. Gene Ontology annotation, biological process: homophilic cell-cell adhesion. Gene Ontology annotation, molecular function: calcium ion binding. The record is from RefSeq and is a predicted model, not a curated record. Lineage: Eukaryota; Metazoa; Chordata; Actinopteri; Clupeiformes; Clupeidae.
UUGGCACUCGAGCCCUGGGACAAGAAGCGUGACAGAAGGCACACGGCGCUUAACCCGAGAGAUUGCUAUCUUCGUCUAGUGGCAUACAAAAGUCCGACUGACAUCUUGCCGAAGUGACACCGAGGGUUUGAGCAGAAACACUUUUGGAUACAUUUAAAAACCCAUUGUGAAUUAUGUUGAAGAUGUGGGGGUUAAUAGAAAAACAACUUUGACAAUGUUCUGCGCUCUAAAGUGCAGUGUGGUGGUGCGGUCGAACGCACCUUUCAGCGCGGCAAUAAACGGAAGGAAAAUGCAGUAUAAGGUGCGAAAUGCAAGGCAUCUAUGAAGAACGUAUUCAAGAUGUGGUCGUCGAAAGUUAUCAGCUGCGUGGGGAUUUUUUGUCACCUAUUUGCAGUUUGCCUCCUCUGCGGGCAGUCCUGUGCACAGGUGUACAACCUCAGUCUCGCCGUUGAAGAGGGGCUACCAGCUAGAACAAUCGUUGGUGACAUAAGAGCUGGACUGCCUCAGAGCACUCAAACCAGUGGAUUUUUCAUAUCCGAAAGCAGAGAGUCCUACGUUUUUAGAGACCUAGAAAUAGAUGGAGAUACGGGAAUAAUUUCAACAGCUGUGGUCCUGGAUAGAGAGAAAAGAGACAGGUAUGAUUUUGUUGCUGCUACUCUGACAGGGGAAGUAAUUAAAGUAACCAUAGUGGUCAAGGAUGUAAAUGACCACUUUCCAGUGUUUCCUUCUCCUACUGUGCUUUUGAAUGUGUCUGAAUUAAGCCCACCUGGAACUCGCUUUGAAUUUGAGGGGGCACGAGACCAGGAUGAGGGUGACCUAGGGACUCAGGGGUACCGGAUUACGGACAGUGUAAUGCAAGAGCUCUUCAAGGUGGAGGUGCGCAGUGGAGGAGGCAGUGUGGACCUCAUCCUUUUGGACAAAUUAGACAGAGAAUCAAGAGACUUUUACAACCUCACCAUCGAGGCUUUUGAUGGCGGAAUUCCCCAGAAAACAGGAAGAUUGCAAGUGCAUAUUAAUGUAAUGGAUGAAAAUGAUAACCCACCUGUGUUCAACCAGACAGAAUACCGAGUGCUCGUUUGGGAAAAUGCCCCGCUCUUUACCCCUGUAUGUCAGGUAUAUGCCACAGAUCUUGAUUUAGGGGCGAAUGCCCUGGUCACCUAUGAGAUCAACCGGCGUCAAAGUGACCCCAAUGAGUAUUUCAUCAUUGAUGAGAAUACAGGAGUGAUCAGUGUAAACAGACCUUUAGAUCACGAGAUGCAAACUUUCUUUGAGCUGAUUGUUAGGGCUUUGGAUGGCGGGGCUCAACCAGAAUCCAGCAGUACUUUUGUGGGCAUUAGGGUCCUGGACAUCAAUGAUAACAGUCCCAGCAUCAGUGUCCUGUUUCUCAGUGGAUCCGGAGAGCCAGAGGUUUCUGAAGAUGCAAGCCCAGGGGAGUAUGUUGCCCGGAUAUCAGUCACUGACCCUGACUUAGGGGAGGGCAACAUGGUGUAUGUUGAUCUUCAAGGAGGAGAUGGCAAGUUCAUCCUGAAGCAAACUGAUGACUUUCUGUAUGCCCUGUGUGUGGCAGGGCAGCUGGACAGGGAGGAGGUUGACCUUUAUGAGCUGAAGGUCAUAGCUGCUGACUUUGGUGUGCCCCCCCUGCAGACCGAGAAGACUGUUUUGGUCAGAGUGUCUGACGUGAACGAUAACGCUCCUGUGUUUGAGCUGGAGUACUAUGUGGCCCAUAUUGUAGAAGAUGCUAAUCCAGGUAGCACCCUCAUACAGGUAAGGGCCCACGAUGCAGACGAGGCCCUCAACUCAGACCUUCUCUACAGCAUUCUUGAGUCCAAGUGGGAUAACCUCAUCAGAAUUGAGCCCCAGUCUGGCCUCAUCACUACAACAACAAGUCUGGACCGUGAGAAAGAGGCAGAGGUGCAUUUCCUGGUUGUGGCAGUGGAUGGAGGAUCUCCACCUAUGUCAUCCACUGCAACAGUCACCAUCUACAUUGAAGACGUCAAUGACAACAAGCCAGUGUUCGACCAGCAGCUGUAUAAUGUCUCCAUUCAGGAACACAUCGCUGUUGGGAGCUGCUUCUUACAGGUUACUGCUGUGGACGCAGAUGGCAGUGAGUUUGGGCUGGUGCGAUACUCCCUCUCCGACGGCUUUGACAGGGAGGACCAGCGGCCUCUCUUCCACAUCAACCCUCAGACGGGGGAAAUCUGUGUUGAUCAGGAUAUAGACCGUGACGCAGGACUCAUCACCUACGACCUCCAGGUCAAAGCUGAAGAUCAGGGCGGUCUCAGUGCCCAGGCAUAUGUCCAUCUUGAGGUGGAGGACCUGAAUGAUAACGUGCCCGUGUUUAACCCUGAGAGAUACAUCACAAGCAUCAGCGGACACACUCAGCCUGGAACAGAAAUCCUAAAUGUCAUCGCCACUGACCGGGACUCCGGCCUCUAUGGGCAAAUCACAUAUGAGCUCCAGGCUGGAGACUCCUCCUCUCUGUUCUCUGUGGACAGGACAUCAGGUGCGGUGUACCUGACCUCUGCUCUGGGCCACCUGGGCAGUGCCAGUGUGAAGUUCUCCAUUUCAGCUCAGGAUGGCGAGGGCCGGGCGUCUGCUCAGCCUGCCAACGUUACAGUCCACAUCCUCCACAGCGCCCAGGCCCCUGCCAUGUUCCAGCGCUCUCACUACUCCUUCUCUGUGUCGGAGGACGCACCCGUGGGCACCACUAUGGGCAUGGUCCAAGCCCUCAACCCUGCCAAUUCUGUGGAGUCCCUAUCAUACAGGAUAUCCUCUGGGGACCCCCAGGGCCUGUUCUCCGUGGACGCUCAGACGGGCGUCAUCACCACGAGACAGCCGCUGGACCAUGAGUCCCUCCCCUACGCCAUUCUCAUCGUCCAGGUACACACCGGCACCUCUCCGAUGUACAGCAGCACCCAUGUCAAUAUUACCAUCACUGAUGUCAACGACAACCCCCCCACAUUCGCACGGCCUUUUGACACCAUCACCAUUUCCCAGAACACCCUUCCCGGCACGCUGCUUUUCAUUGCACACGCUCACGACGGUGACAGUGGCUCCAACGGAAGGAUCCGGUACUCCCUGCGAUCAGGGGAGAAACUUUUCUCCAUGGACUCUGUCCUAGGCACGCUGUGGCUCAAUGCCAGCCUCUCACGUAACCAGCAGGCAUCGCACACAGUAGAGAUAUUGGCAGAGGACGAGGGCUCACCAGUGUUGUCCUCACGCUUGACUUUAAUUGUAGAUGUUGAUCAGUCAUCUGCUGCUGAAGACACAUUAGCCUUUGAGACGCUGGUGUACCAGGUGGAGAUUGGGGAGAAUGCCCAGAGGGACACCCGGGUCAUCCAGGUGCGAGCCCACAUGAGCCCCCAGGGGAGAGCAGCCACGGCCCCCUCCAGCCCCAGCCUCUCGUACACCCUGGAGUCCCUCUCUGGCUCCCCUCCCUUCCUCAUUCACCCGGAGAGUGGCUGGAUGUUUCUCUCAGACAGCCUGGACUACGAGGUCCAACCCGUAUACCGGUUCCGGGUGCGGGCCUCGGCGAGCGAUGGUGAGACGGAGGUCAGCGCCAUGGCUACAGUAGUCGUCAUGGUACUGGAUGAGAACGACAACGCGCCAGUUUUCAGCCGGAGGGACUACUUUUUCACCGUGCAGGAGGGGCCCGCUCCACUGGGUCUGAUCGGCACGGUGAAGGCAACAGACCGAGACUCAGGAAAGAACGCCCAGCUGUCCUACAUCCUGUUGUCAGAUGGGAAACACUUCCGCAUCAACUCCAAAACAGGUGAGAUCAUAAACUGGGUGGCUUUGGACAGGGAGCAGCAGACCCAGCAUACUCUUAAGGUGAUGGUGACGGACCAGGGACACCCACGCCUCAAUGCCACAGCGACCAUCCACAUCCUGGUGACAGACAUCAACGACAACCCUCCUCAGUUCACACAUCUGCCCUCUGGAAAAGAGCUCAAUCUCCAGGUGUGGGCUGGUUUACCAGUUGGCUCGGUGAUAACCAGCAUGUUUGCCAAGGACCUGGACGCAGGGGAGAAUGGAACAGUCAGGUUCUCUCUGGAAACGGACACGGACCACUUUGAGAUUGACCAGCGCAGUGGAGACAUUAGGACAUCCACCCAGUUCUCCCAGAGUCCUCAGACACACUACACAUUGGCCGUGGUGGCCAGGGACGGAGGCCCAACCCCCCUGGAGGAGAAAGCUGUAAUUCACCUGCAGAUUCUCAACAUUGGGAAAGUGAAAGCCCGCUCUGAAUCGGGCAUCAAACACUUCUCGGUGCGAGAGGACGCCAAGGUGGGCACCGUCAUUGGCUGUCUGGGGCUGUCCAGGGCACCCGCCGGGCAAGUGCGCUACUCUAUCGCGGAGGGGGACGGCAGUCUGCACUUUGGAGUGGACGUGUCAUCUGGAGAUCUGUACGUGGCUCAGCCUCUGGACUAUGAGGCCACCCAGCGCUACACCCUCUCUGUGCAGGCGUUGGCACUGCCAGCCGUCAACACCUCCAUGCUGGUGGUGGUGGUGGUCAGGGACAUGAAUGACCACGCUCCCUGGUUCCCGGGUGCCGACGCCGUCCUGUCGUUUGGAGUCAAAGAAGAUGUGGCCGUGGGGACUGCGGUGUAUGCCUUUAACGCGCGGGAUGCAGACGGGAGCGUGCGUUACAGUGCCCUCCGUUACUCUGUCACCUAUGACAUCUCAUCCGGUGAGGAGGAGCUGCCGUUUCAAGUCGAUCCCCACACAGGAGUCCUCACGACCACCGCACGGUUGGACCGCGAACGCUCUCCUAUGUACAUUGUCACCGUGACCGCCACUGACCAGCCGGAGAAGACAGACAAUCAAAAGCAGGCUUCCAUCACUGCCCAGGUGUUCCUGCUGGACGUCAAUGACAACAGUCCUGCCUUUGUUUCUAUGGACACCAUCCAUGUGGCGGAGGACACGGAAGUUGGGAGUUUUGUGCAUCAUGUCAUCGCCAGGGAUACAGACGAGGGGAAAAAUGGGCAGGUGACCUACAGCUUGCUGUCUGAGAAUGAAGACAGUCUUUUCUCACUGGACAAGACAGGCCUCCUACAUUUGGCCUCCUCUCUGGACUAUGAGAGCAGGUGUGUGCACACUCUGAGCGUGCUGGCCUCGGACCAGGGCCACCCGCCGCUCUCCUCCACCCAAACCCUCACGGUGUCUGUGGGCGACGUCAACGACCAGGCCCCCCAGUUCCAGCAGAGCGUCUACAAUGCCAGCGUGUCUGAGAACCGAGAGCCUGGAGAACAUGUCAUCACUGUCUCUGCCUUUGAUGGAGACUCAGCUGAAAAUGCUGCCAUUUACUACAGUCUGUUGCCUGGCCCUGGCUAUGACCUUUUCAGCAUCAACUCUCACACGGGAGAGAUCUGUACUUCUGCACAUCUCGACCGCGAGCUUCAUCAGACCUUCACCCUGAGAGUCCAGGGUCGAGACAGUGGGCUUCACUCCCUGUCAGGCACCGCCACCGUCCUGUGUUCUGUUCUGGAUGAGAACGAUAACGAGCCGGAGUUCACGCAGCCCUCAGUGCACAUCAGCAUCCCAGAGAACCUCCCUCCCGGAGUGGUCCACACGGCCCAGGCCUCCGACCCCGACAGCGGCCUGAACGGCUCCAUCACAUACUCACUUCACCACGAUGCCACUGGUGGUUUUGAGAUCAAUCCAACCACCGGAGCUGUGAGUAUAGUACAGGCCCUGGACAGGGAGGAGCAUGAGAAUUACACCCUGCUCAUCACUGCCACAGACCAGGGUCCCACUGCCCGAAGCUCCACCACCCAGCUCCUCAUCACACUGCUGGAUGAGAAUGACCACAGUCCAGCCUUCACCCGCAAGAGCUACCGCGCCACCGUCAGCGAGGCUCUUCCCGUGGGCUCAGAGGUCCUCCGUCUGAUCGCGCGGGACCCUGACCUGGGCCCCAACGGCGAGGUGACCUUCUCUCUGGCCGAGGACUCUCUGGGGGCCUUCUCAGUGGACUCCUCCACAGGGGUGGUCCGCACCAGCAGGCCGCUGGACCGCGAGACGCGCUCGCAGUACAGUUUCCGCGCCGUGGCAACGGACGGUUGCAGCCAGGGACCUCGCAGCUCAGUCGCCAUGGUGACCGUGCAGGUCGAGGACGUCAACGACAACCCGCCUGCCUGCCUCAGUGAGCCCAUCCGCGGGUCGGUCACAGCGGGGACGGCCAAGGGGAAGACUGUGGCCGUAGUUGUGGCUGAGGAUCCAGAUCAGGGAUCUAAUGGCACAGUCGUGUUUAGCUUGACGGAGGGAGGUGAAGGAGAGGACAGCGGGGGAGGAGGAGCGUUUGAAAUUGGGAGGUCCUCUGGGGAGGUGCGGCUCAUGACCCCGCUCCCUGAUGGAGCCUCUGGAACGAGGGUGCUGCGUGUGCAGGCUGCAGAUCAGGGCCAACCCCCUCUCACCUCCACCUGCCUGGUGCUCCUGCAUCUGAACGCAGAAGAGGAUGGGCUCCGCUUCACCCAACCCAUCUAUGAGGUGGCCAUUCCUGAGGACAGCAAAACUGGUUCCUGGGUGGCGAAUGUGGUGGCCCACGAUGAGAAUCCAGAUGGAGGAGCCAUAAUCUAUAGCAUCUUCAAUGGCAAUGAGAAUGAGGCCUUUGUCAUAAAUCCUCUCACAGGUGAUAUAACAGUGAAGGACCAGAGUUGCCUUGAUUAUGAGAAUGACAAGAGAGUUUAUCUGGUGGUGCUGGCAGAAAACGGCCAGCAGACCACCUAUGCUCGGGUUACUGUCAAUCUCCAGGAUGUGAACGACAACAUGCCCACAUUCAAACAGACAUAUUACAGAACGGCAGUCUGGGAAGGCCAAAUCCAUAACACAUAUGUCAUGCAGGCAUUUGCCACUGAUGCUGAUAGCGGUGUGAACGGGCAACUUGACUAUUCCAUUGUGUCCGGAAACCACAAUGAUGCGUUCAUCAUCGACUCAAUGAGGGGAAUUCUGGCUACUAACACAGUCCUGGACCGGGAGAUCGUCUCAUCUUACAAGUUGGUGCUGCAGGCGGUGGACAGGGGCAGCCCCCCUCUCACGGGCACCAGCACAGUGAGGGUUCAGGUGGUGGACGUGAACGACAACAGCCCUGCCAUCCCACCCAUGGAGCCAGUGGUGAUCGCUGAGAAUCUGCCCCCAGGCUAUGUUGUAACCCAGGUUACUGCCAACGACGUUGACCUUAGUUCCACUGUGACUUACCAGUUUUUGGGAGACGUUGCAACCAAUGGGAGCUUUGCCAUUGACCGCUACACUGGGAUCAUAACCCUGACUCGUACUCUUGAUCAUGAAGAGGGCACUGAGUACAUCCUGAGUGUGCAGGCCUCAGACUCCAUCCACCACACAGAGGCCAACAUACAGGUCCAUGUGCUAGACGUCAAUGACAAUGCUCCAAUUUUCUCUCAGGAAUCAUAUCAGGUGACAUUGCCAGAACUGACAUCCUCCAAUACGUUUGUCCUGGCGGUGUCUGCCACAGACAGAGACUCCGGUCUCAACGGAAAGAUUUCCUACAGACUUCUGUCCUCUCCUCUGAAAGGUUUCUACAUUGACACAAAAAAUGGCUCUGUGUUUACGAACAAACCUUUGAAGUACGUGUCUAAUGGCAACAUGAUCCAGCUCCUGGUUGAGGCCCGGGACAGUGGAGACCCCACCCUCUCUAGUGUGACCUCUGUGGAUAUACAGGUGCAGGAUGCCAAUGACCAUGCCCCUUACUUCCUGCAAAACACCUAUCAGGUGACAUCACCUGAGGACACGCCCCUGGGCAGCACCCUCUUGACCCUUACAGCUGAUGACGAGGACUAUUCCGGAGAGAACACCUUCCUUGAGUACACCAUUACUGGAGGCAAUGAAGAGAGACGCUUUUGCAUGGAGGUCAUCACGGUUCAUUUGGAGGAUCAGCCGAGGACUGUGGCCCACUUGGUCCUUUGUGAGUCAGUGGACCGUGAGACCACAGAGGCUUACUCUCUGACCGUGACUGUGUCUGACAGGGGAGUGCCCCCACUCAAUAGCUCAGCCACUGUGGCUGUGACCAUCCUUGAUGUAAACGACCACUCUCCUGUUUUUGGUAGCUCGGAGUACCAUGCCCAGGUCCGUGAGAACAGUCUACCUGACACUGUUCUUGUUCAGGUGUUGGCUCAUGACCCUGAUCAGGGGGUUAAUGGAAUGGUCAAGUAUGACAUAAUCUCUGGAAAUAGUAGAGGUCAUUUGAGGCUGGAUCCCUUGAAUGGGGUGUUAGAGGUCAACCAUACUUUGGACUAUGAGGAGGAGUCCAAAUACACCUUGACCAUACAGGCAUCGGACGGAGGUCAAGGCAACAGAAGAGUUUCUUUUGCAGUCAUUUUCAUUUCUGUGCUGGAUGAGAAUGACAACUCGCCAUACUUCAGCUAUCCCACUGUAAACUGCUCUGUGCUAGAGAACCAGCCAGCCUUCACCCCAGUGUGCAUGGUCCAUGCGGUCGAUCAGGACGCUGGGCCGUUUGGUAGGCUCACCUACUCCAUCUUGUCCUCUUGCUUCAUGGACUAUGGUAGUGGUAACCCCGACAGGAAGGAGGCCUUCGCCAUUGACCCUCUGACUGGAGACAUCUACACCAGGCAGACCUUUGAUUACGAGAGGGAGAGCGAGUACUGUUUUGUUGUGGAGGCCAGAGACAAAGGUGAUCAGCUGGCAACAGUCAGGGUGCAAGUAGACAUUGAAGGGAUGGAUGAGUUCAGUCCAGUGUUCACCCAAAAGCAGUAUCGCUUCCUCUUGCCGGAGAACUCUCGACUAGGACAGACUCUGGGCCAGAUUGUGGCCAUGGAUCAUGACGGGGGCUUAGAUGGAGCUGUUGAGUACUCCCUGGUCGAACUAUCUCCUUUCUUUAGUGUGAAUAAAACAACAGGUGCCAUCUAUAUUUCUGGCCCAGUGUACAGAAGGAGAGGUAGCUCUGCCACAGAAGGCAUAGUUCAGCUUCGGGUGUUGGCCAGCAGUCCAAAGUUUGAGUCCAGGUUCAGCUCAUGUGUGGUCACUGUAAACAUCUCCAACUCAGCAGAGGCUCUUACAGGGAUGUCUUUGAGUGUGCAGACGCUCAGCCUCAGCGCCACACUGACUAUUUUCCUCCUGCUACUGAUAAGCUUUGUUGCCCUUGUCCUGCGGUACAAGACCAAAGAAGCUGCACUCAAGAAAGCAGCCUCUAUUGCCGCCAACCUGAACCACGGAACUGGCACAUUUGGACGGAAGGGUAGAUCCCAUCAAAAUGGUAUAAACCUACAUGAAAUGCGAUGCCAAAUGCGCGCAAAGCUGGACAUCUCCCACCCCUUGCAGAUGUCUGACCCGAGUCUACGGGGAUCAGCUGAGGGUGAGACUGCAGAGGACCAGGAGAUCAAAAUGAUCAAUCAGUACCCCUGCCGCCAGAGAUCAGGGUCGGCCCUCAGCGACCAGGGAUCCCAGGCGCUAGACUCGGGCCUCGCCAGGGAUUCAGACCAGCUGUCCUGCCACUCAGAGGAAAGGGAGCCUCCUACUGUCAGCGCAUCAUUUCCUGUCAGUCUGGGGGCAGGUAUGGCCAGCGCUGAGAGCCUUCAUCAUUUCAAGGAGGAGGGCGGCGGUGAGGGGAUGUUGCCCCGUGUGCUAAAUAUUAGGGAUUUGGAGGAUAGGUGUUACAUCCCUCUGAACGACAGUCAGGCAGCCGAGGGCUCGUUGGCAUCACUGAUCUGCCCGGAGGAGCAGCUGAGGGGCAGCUACAGCUGGGACUACCUGCUCGGCUGGGAACCCCGCUUCCAGCCCAUGGCGUCCGUGUUCAGUGACAUCGGUUCACUGCCCGACGAGGAGGCCAUCAGCCACAGCUCAGCGUCGGAACUGGCUAGCCUGAUGCGCCCGCCACCACUCAUCACUGCAGUGGCACAGCCGGGCAUACGGGCUGUUCCUCCGAGGAUGCCUCAUAAAAUGGCAACCCUGGGGAGGCGACCAUCUUACCCCAAAUAUGCCUACUCUCCACUGGGCCGCAACACAGGACUGACUCCCUCAGCCAUGACGCCCAGUUUCUCCCCCUCUCUGUCCCUGCUCACCAUGAGGACACCCAAUGCCUCCCCGGUGGUCUCUGAGACGGGGCUGGGGGUACGCACCAGCACCCUACCUGGUAGUUUCAUCUGUGAGGGGGAAAUACAGGUCUAACCUUCUGGGAGCACAUGUAAUUGAGGGCAGUUUUAAUCUGAAAUGAAAAUGGCUCAUCUGAAAAAGAUGUGUGUCUCUGUCUGGAAUGUCACUUAGAAGUGCAUUUUCAGUGGUGAAGUCAUAUUUUUAUGUCAGAUGUCUUGAAAUAAGAAGGAUGUUUAAUGUUCAUAUAUUGGACCAGAUGAUGUCCUAAAUUGCAGAGAUCCAAGGAGUCUAUGAAAUCUCUACAUAGUUUAUUUUAUAUGGAAUUGUAGUUUUUAUGUUACCAGUGUGCUUUACCAGGGUGUGCUUUGUGACUGUGAUCACAGCAGGUCGGCACUGCCAAAUGAUGUCUAUUAUGUCUCUGAUCGGAUCUAUUCUUAAGGAAAUCCAGCUGAACGUCACGUGAACCUAAAAGGAUAAAAACACCAAUUGUACAACUAAGCUCAAACAUUAAGGCCAGCUUCCCCUGUCUUUGAUGACUGUUCCAGUAUAGAGAUAUGAUCUACUAAACACUCUCAUUCAUUCGUCUUGUCUAUUUGGUCUAAUCACUUCAUCACUCACUUCCAUUAUGAAAAACAAUACAGAGGUUAGACGGAGAUCUGUCCAAUAUUGCAUUGUGUGGUUCACCAUCUCAAGGGAAAUCACUUAACGUGAAAUUCAUGUGAAGAACCAUCUGUAAACAGUAUUAUAUUUAUUUCAGUUUGAAGGAUUCUACGGUCUCUCAAACAGCAUCAUGUCCGUGCCACAGCUGACUGCGCUUUCCUUGGAUCUCAUCAGAGGUGUAUUUAGGCACCUUUUUCUUGUUGUAUAUAUUGAAUGAACCACUUUGAAACUCACACAAAUCUCAAAUUCAUAAUGCUUGAGUAUCAUAAAAUUGCUGAUCAAGAAACACUAUGCAAGUUAAAAACAAUGAGGGUAAAUUUCUCUCUAUAGAGUAAUGGGUGAAGAUUAGAAUCUUUUUGCGGCUACCAGUCACCAAAGAUAUCUGCAGAAAGAACUUUUUUUGUGUCUUUCCCUCCCUGCUUGAUUUAUUUAGUUAUGGACUAACAAUAAUAAACACACGAAACAUACAAACACUACAAUGUAUGUAUGUACCUGUACUUCAGUAUAUUGUUAACAUAAACUUCAUUUUGUGUCAGUUUCAGCAGUUUUGCAAAGCUGUGCUGUGAGAUUUUUUUUUUUUUUUUUUUUGGAAACUUUUUGGCACUUUAUUGUACAGUGAGUAUUAUCUGAAAUUGAUUUUUAUAUUGUUAAUAUUAAUGUCAGUUUGAUAAAUGGUUAAUUGUUUGCUAAUCCUAAAUUGAUGAUGGGAUGAAUUAUGGUAAAUGUGUUGGACACAUAAUUGUGAUAAUAAAUGGAUGAUCUCA